Molecule: messenger RNA, 4260 nt
Organism: Diprion similis
Lineage: Eukaryota; Metazoa; Arthropoda; Insecta; Hymenoptera; Diprionidae
Exons: 1
Coding region: 1-4260 (1419 amino acids)
Biological process (GO): DNA replication
Molecular function (GO): nucleotide binding; DNA binding; DNA-directed DNA polymerase activity
Source: RefSeq, a predicted model, not a curated record
AUGAAUUUUGUUUUUAUAUGUACAACAGGGAUACCCAUUGUCAGACGAGAUGCUGGCCCAUAUGGCAUUAACGAGCGUGCCAGUACCUCUGGUUUACAGACCGGUGGGGGUAGAGUCAGGAUGAAUCGCGAUAACGAUUCUGACGCGACAUUAGAGUCCGACGAUGACGAUGACGAAGACGACGACGACGAGACAGAGACAGCUUCAGACGUGACAGACGAGACGAACGACGACGAUGACGACGACGACGUGCCAGAGACAGCUAAGUCUGGAAGCACGGGUAGGAAAACGGAACGGGAGAGUGAAGCUGCGAGUGAGUCUGAGUCAAGUCAGACAUCCGAGGACGGGGCUAGUUCACUGGGUAACCGUUUUACGGUUCUCGGUGAAUCGUCGAAAUUUAUUCGUAAAUUCGCUGUCACCGGGCGCGAAUUACGAAUAAAGAUCGCGGCCCCUGAAUCGGGUGUUAAUCUAGUGGGGUGGCUGGAGGACGCGUUCAGAGACCUGCAUGCGUAUGCCGUAGCAACGUGCCGUAGUAACGACUACAUAGGUUUCACGUUUAGCGCUGAUAGCUUCAGUCAAGGCCCUGCGUGGUUAUCGUUCCGUCCGGUGAGGGACUCGCGGUACACUGACCUUUGGAAGCUAGUUUUUAGCGUAGCCCAGAGCGCAUCAGAGUUUGGCGUUGACAGUGUCUUUACCGUGACGGUACACAGCGUUGGUGUACCGACGGGCCGCGGAAAGCCGAAGCCGAUCACACAUGCGGGGGUAUUUAAAAAAUCCGUCGUGCAGAUUAUCAACAGCGACGGACUGUGCUUACCUCGCGCCCUCGUUGUAGCCAAGGCUCACGCCGAGAGGGGCCCGGCCCGCAGCGGCACCCUGCACGAGCAUUACGAGAUGGUGAGAUUUGCUAGGUCAAGCAUCCAGCGUGCAGAGGCUCGUAAUCUUGUUGCGAGCGCUGGUGUAGAGAUUCCGCCAACAGGGUGCACGGUGUAUGAAAUCGCACAGUUCCAGAACUAUCUGGCACGCGAGGGAUUGCUCAUCACAGUGUACGAGUUGGGGAGGCUAGGUACCGGUGAAGCGGCAUUUUACGACGGAACUGCCGUGGUGAGAGCAACCGGAACAGGCGAUGUCAGGCACCGUUUGAAUCUGCUGUACUAUCCAGACGAACAGCAUUAUUGUCCGAUUGUCAAUUUAACCGCGGCGGCAGCAGGGGCCUUCUUUUGUCAACCCUGCAAUAGAAAAUUUAACAACGGGUACGAACACCGAUGCUCUGAAAAGUGCCCACAGUGCCUCGCAUCGCCACCGUGCAACAGCAAGUCUCGCGAGAUCCAGUGUCCCGAUUGCAGGCGCGUGUUUCGCGGUAACGGCUGCCUGGAGUAUCACCGCAGGAUCGGCUCUUUCAGUCCGCGUCGCUCCGUAUGUACAACACUGCGUUUAUGCCUGGAUUGCGGGCGAUUCGUAAAUCUUUCGAGACGGAAUCACAUUUGUGAAACUCGUUUUUGCGCCACGUGCCGAUGCAACAGACCAUACAAUCACUACUGCUACAUGACGCCACUAAAAGACGCGACUAGGCCGAAACGUUACAUCUUUAUUUUCUAUGAUUUUGAAACGCAGCAAUGCGAGACGGUGGACGGUGAUGCGACGACGAACAUACAUGUGCCGAACCUGUGCGUAGCGCACCAAGUGUGUACGCAAUGUAUCCACGAUCACGACAUAUCGAACGGCUGUUCCGCUUGCGGGCUCGUACGUGAGUUUGUUUUCAGGAGGGAUCCGGUGAAGGAGCUGGUAGACUUUGCUACUCGGCCCGUUCACGACUUUGCACGUAUCGUGUGCAUUGCACACAAUGCAAAAGGUUUUGACGCGCAAUUCAUACUGCGCCAUAUGGUUGAGCAGGCUGGAAAUCCGCCGCAGGUCAUCUUAAGCGGUAGCAAGAUCAUUAUGCUAGAAACGGGGCACACCCGUUUUCUAGAUUCUCUAGCGUAUAUGCCUAUGGCAUUAUCGGCGCUACCGAAGGCAUUUGGUCUACCGGCUGCUUCCGUGAAAGGUGUAUUCCCUCACCUUUCCAAUAUCCCUGAAAACGUUGGUUACGUGGGACCGCUUCCCACAGCAAAGUUUUACUCUCCGGAUACCAUGAGUAGCGGUGCGCGAGCAGAGUUUUACUUGUGGUACAACGAGACUGUAACGAACGAUCAAGUGUUUGACUUUGAUGCGGAAUUGCUGUCGUACUGCCGGUCGGACGUCGAUAUAUUGCGGCGCGCGUGCGUAGCAUUCAGGGACGUAUUUCUGGAAUGCGGCAGAGUGUGUCCCUUCACCGAGAGCAUGACAAUUGCCUCGGCUUGCUCGGCGGUGUUCCGUAAGAAUUUCUUAAAACCAGAGCGAAUAGGUAUCCUGCCACCGGGCGGCUAUCGACUUGCCGACGUCCAGUCUCGCAAGGCUCUGGAAUGGCUAGUCCUGAAGGAGCGUGAGCUGGGCAUUUACAUCAGGCAUGCCGGAAACGGGCGUGAGUUUCGGAUUCCGGAGACUGGUCGCAAGGUGGACGGAUACCAUGUCGCGGGCGACGGCACGCGGCACGUCUUCGAGUUCCACGGGUGCUUCUGGCACGGCUGUCGCGAAUGUUUGCGGAUCAACCGCGACAGACGUAACGUUAAUGGUGAGUCAUUGGACAAGCGUUACGAAGAAACUCGUGCGAAGACCGAGCGUAUGCGUGAACUGGGUUACCGCGUGACAGAGCAGUGGGAAUGCGUCUUUGAUCGAGGCUUGAGGGAGAACGAGGAGAUGAGGGAGUACGUGGCGACACACCCGCUGACCGCUGCCACUGCCACGAGCGAAGCGCUCAACCCGCGUGAUGCGUUCUACGGCGGUCGAACGGGGAACACUUCCCGAUACUACGAGGUGAAAACGGAUGCAGCGGGCAACGCGUACGAGGAAAUACGAUACGCCGAUGUUUGUUCGCUGUAUCCGUUCAUCUGCAAGAAUGGAUGGUUCCCGGUUGGCCACCCGACGGUCUACGUUGGAGAGGAGUGUAAGCUCCUGACAGGGGCGAGCGGUUGCGACAUCACGCGAGUCGAGGGGAUGAUCAAAUGUCGAGUUUUACCGCCGCGCAAUCUUUAUCACCCUGUUUUACCGGUGCGCAUGCAUGACAAACUCAUGUUUGCUUUGUGCCGCUCAUGUUGUCAGAGUUUGCGUCAGGGCGAGUGUAGGCAUGAUGACGAGGCCGCGCGAGAAUUCAAGGGCACGUGGGUGUCCGUUGAAUUGAAAAAAGCUGUGGAGAUGGGCUAUAAGAUCAAGAGCAUUCGCGAAAUCUGGCAGUAUACGGUAACAUCUUUUGAUCCGACUACUCGUCAAGGUGGGCAUUUCGCCGACUACAUCGACACCUUCCUCAAAAUUAAGCAAGAGGCAAGCGGCUGGCCUGCUGAAUGCGAGGACGAGUCGGCUCAAAUGCGGUACCUCGACGAGUACGAACGUGUCGAGGGUAUACGGCUAGAUCGCGACCGUAUUGCAAAGAAUCCCGGUAUGCGAUCGGUCUCUAAAUUAUGCCUAAACUCAUUUUGGGGUAAGUUUGGACAACGUGAGAACCUGGUAAAAACGGAGGUUAUCAAGACGCGACAGCAGCUGCUCGAGCUUUUGACCAACCCUGAAGUCGAGGUGUCCGGUUUGCUGCCUGUAAACGACGAUGUAUUGUACGUGCGUUGGUCGCACGCGCAACACAGCGUUGAACCGUCAGCACUGGCGGACGUCGUGAUUGCCGCGUACACCACUGCUCAGGCUCGGCUGAAGCUCUACUCGUACCUCGAGAAGCUCGAUCAGCGCGUUCUCUACUACGAUACCGAUUCAGUGAUUUAUACCCGGAACCACCACCGACCAAACGCGUAUGAACCUCCUACGGGUAACUUCCUUGGCGAUCUAACGGACGAGUUGGAGCCUUACGGUGGUGGGAGCUUUAUACGGGCUUUUGUCUCUGGGGGACCAAAGUUCUACGCUUUCAUCGUCAAACGUCCGAAUGGUGAAGAGGUUGAAAUUUGCAAGGUAAAAGGUAUAACGCUGAACCACACAGCGAGCUCAAAAAUUAACUUCGAGGCCAUCAAAGGGAUGGUGGUAGAAGCCGCUGCACCCAUCAAUUUGGAGUAUCGUGCUAUUCGCCGUACGGAACUGCACGCAGUGGUGACUCGCACCGAGUGCAAAACGUGCAAGCCAGUAUUCGCGAAAAGGCGUUGCUGCGUCGACAGUUUCGACACGCUGCCCUACGGUUACCGCGCUGGGUGA